Molecule: messenger RNA, 2863 nt
Organism: Pollicipes pollicipes
Lineage: Eukaryota; Metazoa; Arthropoda; Thecostraca; Pollicipedomorpha; Pollicipedidae
Exons: 2
Coding region: 83-2344 (753 amino acids)
Source: RefSeq, a predicted model, not a curated record
AUACGCCUUAUUUUUAUCUAGUACUGUGUUUAACUACGGCAGUGGCUUCAGCCAUCUUUGAUGAUGUUUGGAUAUAUGUGACAUGUUUUGGCGGGAGAGUAUUGAAUCAGGAAGGAGUUGCGUUGGAUGUGUGGUUGUUGAGCUGUCCAUGAUUGUACUGACAAGGAUCUUGCAGAAGAGCUUAACCAAGAUUGAAACUGAAGGCGUGCUGUUUCAUGGAAAACUAUUAAAAAAAAUGGAACAAAAACGGUCUGUCCCAUGGAGACCUAAGUGUCCACAAAUUUUGCUGUGGUGCUGUUUUUGUAAUGAACGGUUUAAGGAGCCAUCAGAGCUUGACAGACACCUAGACAGAUACAAAGUAAAUUGGAAGCUGUACUGGCAGCUGUACUACUCCGGUCAGAAGGGGCUCAGCUGUCAUUUGUGUGACAUAUUGCAUGCUGACAGGAAGAGCCUUCAGUGUCACUUCAAGAUGGUGCACUGCAUCAGUGGACAGCUCUGUGCGGUUCGUGGUCAUGUUUCGCUCGAACCUGCCCGCCAUGAAGGUGAUCAGAAGGUUUACAGUCACACGUUAAAGCCUUUUGCUGGACCUGCUGAGAUGCUUCGUGGCCCGCUCAAAACCACGCAUGCUCACACGGACCCACGGAAGAAUCGUGGUGUGCCUGACUCUACGAACAUGGACGAAGUGGAUGUCCUGUUUGAGAUCAAUCGGACUGACUCCCCUAGCGCUGAAUUGUCAAAUGAUGUGAGGUCCAGUGCCUCGAAUGUUCUGCCCGGCGCCACAGUCCCUUGUGCAGAACCCUUGUCUGGAUCUGAUGAUGAUGUUCAAGUGUUGGAGGAGGUGGAAGGCAGCUGCUCUUCAUCCCAAGGCUCUGGAUGUGCUUCCAAUGAUGAACCGGCCGUCAUACUUGCGGAUGGGUCAGAUCUGUCACGUCUCAUAGCCCCUUCAUCUGCCAUCACUGUGCUGGGCUCGGAUGACGAGGUUGAAGAGUUGGAAUCACAUGAGGUAGCUAUGGCAUCACCGUCUGGAGAGAUCAUGGAAGGCUAUGAGGGUGGUGUGGUUGGCGCGCAGGUUGAAGAUAGCCAUGGUCAUGAUGCGUCAGCUACACAUGCCUCCACGACACGACCUACCGCCAGAUCGUGUCGUAGAGACAUGCAUACAAAUAUUUUCAGCAUAACGCCAUCUGUGCGCCCUCCCACGGAAGGCGGACAUGAUAGACCAACUGCUAUAGUUAACCCAUUUGGCUCACAAGAAGAAGGCUGCUUACGAAGUACGCCAAAUGAUGCCCGUACGCAAAUCGAAACUGCACUGCGAUCUGAUAUGGUACAGCUGCCGUCGUACGCGACCGCAGCGGAUGACAGUUGUAUGUCGUUGCCUGAAACACGGCGGAGAGAAUUUCAUGUUGAAGCAAAUGUCUCUUCCGUUGUCAGCAGCCAGGAUCCGUUGGACGGGUGUGGGGACUGUCCGGCUGAUGCGCUGGUUAAUGUAAAACCAUCAUCUGAGGACUGUGGCCCAGAUGGCUUAGUGCCUGAAGAAGGUGUCAGUGGCGAACAAAUAGUGCGCAGGAGGUUGAAGGAGCCCAGCGUUAGAUUUCGACAACCUUUGCCCGAUCUUAGCCGCCUGACUCCCAGCAAAAUAGCAGCGUUCAUGAACAGAGAUGUGUUGCCUAUGAGUUGCCAGCCGGAUUUCGAGUCGCACUUUGAAGGAAAGCCAUUGCACAAUGUGUUACACGGAACCAUCGACGUGGACAGCCAUGAUCGUCUCCAUUCGCGUGGGGACUCCUACGACUCUGAUGUAGACAUUGAGUUAGGGAACACUACGGAAGGGCACCAUGUCGAAUCGGAGGGGCGGUCCCGAAGCCACAGUCCAGAGUCGCAUGGUGAUCCCAUCGAGAGACUACCCGGGGAAAGAAAAUGGGUGCUUUCGCCUCGCGGCAGCUCAACCGAGGACGAAGAUUCUCUGCCUUGCGGGCUAAGCAUUGUUAGUGUAGAGACGUUGUUGGCAAAAAAGUUGGAAAACGACGAACCUGAACCCGAACCACUUGCAACCAGAUUGGGUUCCGACACCAGGAAGCGAGCCCAUUCAUCAAGUGGAAUGCCCAGACGCUGCCGAUCCAGCACGAGACUGGCAAAGGGAACGGAAGAAGAUCCAAAUCUUCCGGGACGCGACAGUUACGCGGUGCGUCAAAGAGCUGCACGUCCAGAAGAGGAACAUGACGCUGAGUUGUCCCCCGCAAAGAAAAGGCAAGUUAGUUCUCAACUUGAUUAUCCCAGCACUCGGACCGGAGAUCAAGAAGUGGGCUCCCUCGGCGUCUUCAAACAGCCUAUUUGGUGCGUAUUGCGUUGAUUGCCCCAUGUUUUUUGCUGUUUGUUUUUGCUGUUGGGGUCGGCCAUGCGGUCAUGCUGUGUGGAAAACGUCUUAUUGUAGUGGGUGAGAUUCUAUUUUGACAUUUUUCGUUUGAUGUUGGAACUGGUGGAAAGCUGGUAGGGGAAGUUACAUUGACGGCAUUUUAGCGUCUUACAAUAUAACUGCUGUUUAUAUUCAAGUACGUAGCGAAUACCGUGUCCUCUAAACUGAGCCAUGAUUUUUCACAAUUUGUCGGCGCGUGAUAUAUACGGUGCUCAAAGUACUUUGUGCUUGUCAGAGCAUCGGUCUGGAACAAGCCGUAUAUAAACAGAUGCAACAGGGCUGGCCGAGCUAAAGCAUACUCGGAUCAGUAGUAUAAGCAUCUUGACAGUCCGUGUUGAUUCACGUCUUAGCCGGCUGUCAGCAAGCAUUCGCAAUUUUUUUCGCACAGACGUGUUUCGUGACAUUUGCCGUGCCCUUUCACGUUUACAGCCGCAGUUGCGGCUGACCAUAAUGACG